Molecule: messenger RNA, 1146 nt
Organism: Punctularia strigosozonata HHB-11173 SS5
Lineage: Eukaryota; Fungi; Basidiomycota; Agaricomycetes; Corticiales; Punctulariaceae
Product: Aldo/keto reductase
Exons: 6
Coding region: 58-921 (287 amino acids)
Cellular component (GO): cytosol
Molecular function (GO): oxidoreductase activity, acting on NAD(P)H as acceptor; aldose reductase (NADPH) activity
Source: RefSeq, a predicted model, not a curated record
AUAGUCGCACAUCAGCGCUCACAGAUCUCCCCAUAUCGUCCCUUAAUCCUCGAAGCUAUGGCCAAAACCACGUUUCAACUGAACGAUGGAACAUCCAUUCCGUGGAUCGCUUUCGGAACAGGGACUGCGCUCUACAAUCGUGACGCUGAGAACGCCGUCGUCCAGGCCAUCUCGCUCGGGGUGACGCAUCUCGAUGGCGCUCAGGUUUAUGGGAAUGAGGACUCAUUGGGCUCCGCCAUCGCCAAGUCCGGGAAGAAAAGAGAAGAGCUCUACGUCGUCACGAAAGUAUAUAAGCUUCAAGAAGGGGAAACUGUCAUUGACAAUCUCAAAGGGUCCUUGAAGAGGCUGAAGCUGGACUACGUGGACCUCUUUCUUAUUCACAGCGCAGACUCGUUCUUCGGUCGUCAACAGGAGAUAUGGAAGGGCUUGGAAGCCGCGAAGGAGGCCGGUUUGACCAAAUCCAUCGGUGUUUCCAACUACCGGGUUCAGGACCUGGAGGAACUUCUCGCCGGCGCUAAGGUCGUUCCUGCGGUCAACCAAAUUGAAUUCCAUCCUUAUGUGUACAAAGCCGCCUUGCCUAUAUACGAGUUCGACAAGAAACACGGCAUUCUCACCACCUCUUAUGGCGGCCUCUCCCCGAUCGUUCGCCAUCAGGGUGGCCCCCUCGACAAAGUUUUGCCGGGCAUUCGCGAGCGUCUGAGUAGCGCAUACGGCAAGCCCGUCUCCGACGGUCAGGUUUUGACGAAAUGGUUACUCCAGAAGGGUGUACUGCCAGUCACUACGUCCUCGAAAGCAGAGCGCAUCAAGGAAUUCCUCGACACGAUCAACGUUCCUGAUCUUACCGACGAGGAGAUCAAGAUCAUCGACGACACGGGUUCGGCUGUGCACCAUCGGGUAUUCCAAAAGUGGAUGGACCAGUAAAUCAUAGUGUGUAAAGAUACUGCCGCGGAUAUCAAGACACAUCCCCCGUAUAUGUCAGUCAAUUCGCGCAAGCCCUGGACUGGAUGUUAUUGCAGUCGCUAUUCAGACACUCGCGGCGGGCGCGCUAUGCAUAGUUUUUGUCAAUGCCUGCGCUAGAUCGCUCAAUCAGGCUAUAACACACCCUCCCUCGGCGCGGGGACAAUUGCACUUGUCUUCAUCUUUGAC